AUGCGAAAAUGUUUCUUGACCAUUUUAACACUUCUGUUUUUUUUGUUUCUGCACUGUAAACCCCCACAAUUACUCUUUCUGUGCACCCUCUUUGACUGUCAGCAGGAGCUUGAUCAAACUCAACCACUGAAGCAGCUGGAAGAUCAAAAAAGGGGUGAAGCACUCAGGCAGAUUUUGGUGAACCGAUAUUAUGGAAACUUUCGGCCGUCUGGGAGACGCGACAGCCUCACAAGUUACAGUAAUGGGCCUCUGUCACCUGGGGGAGCUGGUAAAUCUUCUGUAGCAGGAUCAGUUGGUGGAAGUGGAACAACCAAUCGAAGUGAGAUGAGUCUGGCAGAAGUUCAGUGCCACCUGGAUAAAGAAGGAGCUUCAGACCUGGUCAUUGAUCUAAUUAUGAAUGCAGCUAGUGACAGAGUGUUUCAGGAAAGCAUUUUGUUAGCAAUUGCGCUGUUGGAAGGUGGCAACACUGCAAUACAGCGUUCAUUUUUCUGUCGGCUUACAGAGGAUCGGAAGUCUGAAAAGUUUUUUAAAGUGUUCUAUGAUCGCAUGAAGCUGGCUCAACAGGAAAUUAAGGCCACGGUCACAGUCAACACUAGUGACCUGGGCAACAAAAAGAAAGACGACGACUCAUCUGACAGAGAUGUGCCAAUUCGGAAGAAAGCUAAAGAUUCAUCUGUUCAGAUAACAGAAGAAGUGAGAGAUCAGCUGCUGGAAGCUUCCUCAGCCACCAAGAAAGCCUACAACACUUACCGCAGGGAGGCAGACCCUGAGGAGCACUUUGCAUCUGGGGAGUGUCAAUCAAGCGUAGGAGACAAGAACAAAGAUGAUGGGGAGAUGAGUGUCAUUAUAGCGAUCAUGCAGCCCAUCCUGCGAUUCCUGCAGCUGCUGUGUGAGAAUCACAACCGAGAUCUGCAGAAUUUUCUCAGAUGUCAGAAUAACAAAACCAAUUAUAACCUGGUAUGUGAGACUCUACAGUUCCUGGACUGUAUUUGUGGAAGCACUACUGGAGGCUUGGGUCUACUUGGUCUAUACAUCAAUGAGAAGAAUGUGGCACUUAUCAACCAGACCCUUGAGAGCUUGACAGAGUACUGCCAGGGGCCCUGUCAUGAGAACCAGAACUGCAUUGCAACUCAUGAAUCCAAUGGCAUUGACAUCAUUAUUGCCCUCAUUCUUAAUGAUAUCAAUCCCCUGGGAAAGAAGAGAAUGGACCUGGUGCUGGAGCUCAAGAACAAUGCCUCAAAACUGCUGCUAGCAAUCAUGGAGAGCCGGCAUGACAGUGAAAACGCAGAGAGGAUUCUUUACAACAUGCGACCAAAGGAACUGGUGGAGGUAAUAAAGAAAGCCUACCUGCAAGGUGAAGUGGAGUAUGAGGACAGUGAAGACAAAGAGAAUGGGGAGGACCAUGCUGCAUCACCCAGGAAUGUCGGGCACAACAUUUACAUUCUAGCACAUCAGUUGGCCCGUCACAAUAAGGAGCUUCAGCAUAUAUUGAAGCCGGGAGGACACAACGGAGAAGGGGAUGAAGCCCUGGAGUUCUAUGCAAAGCAUACGGCUCAGAUUGAGAUUGUGAGGCAAGACCGCACCAUGGAGCAGAUCGUCUUUCCAGUACCCAACAUUUGUGAAUUUUUGACCAAAGAGUCGAAGUUAAGAGUAUACUACACAACUGAGCGGGAUGAGCAAGGGAGCAAAAUCAAUGACUUCUUCCUGCGCUCAGAAGACCUCUUCAAUGAGAUGAACUGGCAGAAGAAACUGAGAGCUCAGCCGGUGCUCUACUGGUGUUCUCGCAACAUGUCUUUCUGGAGCAGCAUCUCCUUCAAUCUAGCAGUGCUGAUGAAUCUUCUGGUUGCUUUCUUCUACCCUCUAGGAGGAAUCCGAGGAGGCACUCUGGAGCCUCAUUUAUCAGCUCUCCUUUGGACUGCAGUGCUGGUAUCUUUGGCUAUAGUCAUUGCUCUUCCUCAGCCUCACGGUAUCAGGACUUUGAUAGCUUCCACAAUAUUGCGACUUAUAUUCUCAGCUGGACUGGAGCCCACCCUGUUUCUGCUGGGAGCUUUUAAUGUCUGCAAUAAAAUAAUCUUCCUGAUGAGCUUUGUUGGGAAUCGAGGCACUUUCACACGAGGUUACAGAGCUAUGAUUUUGGAUAUGGAGUUCCUGUAUCAUCUUCUGUAUCUGAUCAUCUGCAGCUUUGGGGUCUUUGUGCACGUGUUCUUCUACAGUUUGCUGCUUUUUGACUUGGUUUACAGAGAGGAGACACUACUAAAUGUAAUUAAGAGCGUCACUCGCAAUGGCCGCUCCAUUAUCCUAACUGCAGUCCUUGCUCUCAUCCUAGUCUACCUCUUCUCGAUUGUUGGUUACAUAUUCUUUAAAGAUGAUUUCAUCCUAGUAGUGGACAGGAUACCAAACAAAACACUAGAAGCUGGUGCCAGCAUGGCUGGUGAGUUUGUCUCUUCCAGUGUGUGCCAUUUGGAAAACAAUGAAAACUGCUCAACCAAGCUAGCUGAAGGUUUACAAAUGAAAGUGCAAGAUGAUGAAAGUAAGGAGCACACUUGUGAGUCUUUGCUGAUGUGCAUCGUUACUGUUUUGAUCCAUGGACUCCGGAGUGGAGGAGGCGUUGGUGAUGUUCUACGGAGGCCUUCCAAAGAGGAACCACUGUUUGCUGCUCGUGUCAUCUAUGACCUGCUGUUCUUCUUCAUGGUCAUUAUCAUUGUCCUCAAUCUCAUUUUUGGAGUCAUCAUUGACACGUUUGCUGAUCUGAGGAGUGAGAAGCAAAAGAAGGAAGAAGUGCUGAAAACCACUUGUUUCAUUUGUGGUCUAGAAAGGGACAAGUUUGACAACAAGACGGUGACAUUCGAAGAGCACAUCAAAGAAGAGCACAAUAUGUGGCACUACCUCUGCUUCAUUGUCCUAGUAAAGGUGAAAGACUCAACAGAGUAUACAGGACCUGAAAGCUACGUGGCCGAAAUGAUAAAGGAGCACAACCUGGAUUGGUUCCCACGGAUGCGUGCCAUGUCGCUAGUAAGCAGCGAUGCUGAAGGGGAACAAAAUGAAAUCCGCAACCUCCAAGAGAAGCUCGAGUCGACAAUGAAGCUGGUUUGCAACCUGUCUGGACAGCUGAAUGAGCUCAAAGAACAGAUGACUGAGCAGAGAAAGCAGAAGCAAAGAAUUGGACUGCUUGGUCACCCGCCCCACAUGAACGUGAACCCGCAGCAGCCUGCCUGAGUGUCCUGUGCCCAGCUUGGGCAAUCACAGUUUGCCAAACCCCAGUGAUUGGGUGGAUCUGCCCACCAACAUCCCCCCCAGACCCCUUGACAAGUCUCCACAUGGAAGAGCGUAUCCCAGCCCACCAACCCUUCAUUCCCACUUUAUAUAACUGUGCCAAUUUUCAGGGAAGAGGAGCGCCUUUACUGGAUGAACUUGAGGAUUAGGACCAUACUGGACGAUGAAACAAAUAAAAGGCAACAGGAAAGACUUAGAGGACUACCAGUAUUUAACGUUUCAUUUUUGUAUGUUGUGCAAUAUGAAUUCAAUUUUAUGCAACUAUCACAGUGUGCAACUUGUGAAUUAUGUCUUAAAGGGAUGAUGGGUAAGGGGGGUGUCGUGUAAAGGUAAAUAACGGUCACUUGGAAGCACACUUUAACCACUGAAUUCUUUCAGGAGUUUACGUUCUUUCCAGCUGGUAGCACAGCUAGUGGUGCCAGUCCUUGCGCUGUAACAGCCAGUGUUGCGUCUCGGCCAGAGUCGUCAUUUGGGUUUGUGUACCCCUGCAUAUGCCUCAUAAGAGUAUCGUGAAGUACUGUAUUAUGCUGCAUUUGUGGGCCUCAAUGACCGAUUCCUCGCUCUUGGAUUUGGGAGCUGUAUGGCCAGCAUUUUUGCCAGCUUCUCUCUAGGAAAUGCCUCCGCUUUCUGUUAAGAGACUUCCUGCCACUGCUGUGGGUCCAUUCAGCACCUUUUAAGAUGUGCACGAGGGCACCGAUUAGCUACCUGAGAAGAAAGAGAACCCCUUGGUCAGCCCGUGUAUCGUCUCUAUGCUGCUUUAAUGGAUGAUGGCUUCCACCACUCCCAGAUGCCAGCUUUGUCAAGCAAGUGGAUUUACUGAUAUUUUGUACGUUUUGUCUGCUGAGCCUUGUACUCUUUGUAUAGCACACUUGUACUAAAGGAAAUUUUAAUUAACUGUGGGGGUGGGAAAUGUACACUGAGUAUUAAUAUAAAAAAAGGACUUGUUAAAGUUGUAAAUUCAUCGCAAGUUAUUUAAUAAAGUUUAUGAAGCAACAUUUAAUCUC
Polypterus senegalus (gray bichir) is the source of this 4277-nucleotide messenger RNA. Its product is annotated as inositol 1,4,5-trisphosphate receptor type 1-like. The transcript has 22 exons. Lineage: Eukaryota; Metazoa; Chordata; Cladistia; Polypteriformes; Polypteridae. Gene Ontology annotation, cellular component: membrane. Gene Ontology annotation, biological process: calcium ion transport; transmembrane transport. Bases 1 to 3216 code for a protein of 1071 amino acids. Gene Ontology annotation, molecular function: monoatomic ion channel activity. The record is from RefSeq and is a predicted model, not a curated record.